UCUCUCUUUCUUCAUCGAAGCUCCUUGAUUUGGAAACAUCUCAUUCCCCUGAAUCCAUUCAUCAGUUUCUUCUUCUUCAUCUUCAUCGUUUUCCCAUUUCCAAAUCGCCCUGAAAAUGAAUGAUCUGAUGACGAAAUCGUUCACAAGUUACGUCGACUUGAAGAAGGAAGCCAUGAGAGAUUUGGAAGCAGGGGACCCCAAUCUAGAAAUGUCGGCGACCAACAACAACAAGAACAGUAAUUUCAUGACCAUAUUUCUAGAAGAAGCUGAAACCAUCAAACAAGAAAUGAACUCAAUCAAAGAAAUCCUCGAUCGUCUUCAUCAAUUGAACGAAGAUAGCAAAUCCCUCCACAAGCCAGAAGCCCUAAAGCUGAUUCGCCACCGUAUCAAUGCUGAUGUAGUCUCUGUUCAGAAAAAGGCACAGAAAAUCAGAUCCAAUUUGGAAGACAUGGACCGUGCCAACGCCGCCAGCAGGAGGCUCUCCGGCUGCAAGGAAGGAACUCCUAUAGAUCGAACCCGGUUCGCUGUCACCAAUGGGCUUAGGAAGAAACUCAAGGAACUGAUGAUGGAUUUUCAAGGUCUGAGACAGAGGAUGAUGUCGGAGUAUAAGGAUACUAUUGGUCGAAGAUAUUUCACAGUUACCGGCGAACACCCAGAUGAUGAAGUGAUUGAGAAGAUCAUAUCAAAUGGAAACGGCACCGGUGGUGAAGAAUUCCUUCAAACCGCCAUUAAGGAACAUGGAAGGGGGAAGGUUCUGGAAACUGUAGUGGAGAUCAGAGACAGGCACGAUGCAGCGAAGGAGAUAGAGAAGAGUUUGCUGGAGCUGCACCAAGUGUUCUUGGACAUGGCUGUUAUGGUGGAAGUUCAGGGAGAGAAAUUUGAUGACAUAGAGCAUUACGUUACAAACGCGGCACAGUACGUCGGCGACGCCACUAAAGAACUGAACACGGCCAAGAAACACCAGAAGAGCAGCCGUAAGUGGAUGUUCAUCGGGAUCAUACUCCUUCUCAUUAUCAUCCUCGCCAUCAUCGUCCCCAUAGCCACUAGUUUUACCCAUUCUUGAUUUUUGUUUUUUCUUUUACCUGUAAUUGAAUCAGAUUCAGAACAUGAUUGAUGAUCAUGUCCCAUGCUUGGGACUUACUGUUGUUGUUGAUGAUGUUUGCUGAAUCAAGUUGUGUUUACUUGCA
Messenger RNA from Impatiens glandulifera, 1187 nucleotides. Its product is annotated as syntaxin-related protein KNOLLE-like. Bases 116 to 1063 code for a protein of 315 amino acids. Gene Ontology annotation, cellular component: endomembrane system; SNARE complex; plasma membrane. Gene Ontology annotation, molecular function: SNARE binding; SNAP receptor activity. The record is from RefSeq and is a predicted model, not a curated record. Gene Ontology annotation, biological process: vesicle fusion; intracellular protein transport; exocytosis. NCBI's taxonomy places the organism in Eukaryota, Viridiplantae, Streptophyta, Magnoliopsida, Ericales, Balsaminaceae. The transcript is spliced from 2 exons.